Ylistrum balloti is the source of this 1203-nucleotide messenger RNA. RefSeq names its product matrix metalloproteinase-24-like. The record is from RefSeq and is a predicted model, not a curated record. Gene Ontology annotation, cellular component: extracellular matrix. Lineage: Eukaryota; Metazoa; Mollusca; Bivalvia; Pectinida; Pectinidae. The transcript is spliced from 8 exons. Gene Ontology annotation, biological process: collagen catabolic process; proteolysis; extracellular matrix organization. Bases 1 to 1203 code for a protein of 400 amino acids. Gene Ontology annotation, molecular function: zinc ion binding; metalloendopeptidase activity.
AUGGAGGAGCCUCGCUGUGGACUUCCGGAUGACGUUCAUCCUGUGGUGAACUCGAGAAAGAAAAGACAGACAUCGUAUGGUCGAGGCUGGAAACAGAAUGUCAUCACGUGGCGGACAAUAUCAUACUCAAGGAAAAUGCCGAUUUACAAGCAGUGGAAGACAUUUAGAAUCGCGUUUCAGACGUGGGCACGUGUUAUACCAAAACGUUUCAAGUUUUCAUUAGAAAAUCCGGAUAUCCUGAUAAAGUUUGCACGGGGUAUCCAUGGUGACGGUUACUACAACGGAUUUGACGGAAAAGGAAUGACGUUGGCGCAUGCUUUCCGACCCGGGAACCAACCCCUGUCCGGUGAUACUCACUUCGACGAUGACGAAGACUGGAGUCAGGAAGGAAAAGGAAACUCUACUCAUCCCGACCUCCUUGCUGUCGCCACUCACGAGUUCGGACACGCCAUCGGACUUGAACAUUCCGCGGACUACGACAGUAUCAUGUCACCAUUCUUUGCGGCCAGUCGGACGGAACUGACUGAGAGCGAUAUCAGAGCGGCUCAAACUAUCUAUGGUUCAAAGCCACGGAUUCAACCUAAUUCAGUGACGAUAAAAAACACAAACAUCCUCACUGAAAACACAACACCCAAACCAUGGUACCGCAACAUACCUAGAACGACGACUGACUCACCGAGACGGCCGAGGCUCACGAAACUACCGCAUUGCCAGGAUGUAGACGCUACGUUUAUCGGAAGCGACGGUUACGUAAGUGUCAUAGCUAACGAUACCUUAUUCCAAAGCGACAGGAAGUCUGGAUCCCGGAGGUCCUCAGCGUUGAGGUCAAUUUAUCCUCACGCGCCUAUCCCGGUGGGAGCGGCAACUUACUUAAAAGGAAGGCUUUAUUUAUUUAAAGGUAGCCACGUUUGGCGCUACACUAAACACAGAUUGGAUUACGGUUUCCCGAAGAAGAUAUCAACCCACGAGAAAGGCGAAUAUCCUCGAGCCGCGAUAAAGAUGGAAGGAUACAGGAGUCGGCGGAUAUAUCUUUUUGGUAAAACGAAAUUCUGGGAAUGGAGUAUACAUAAUGAUGACGUCAUAGGGCGUAAGCAGUACGACAUCACCCAGUUCUGGAAAGGUGUGCCGAACUCCCCCAACACUGCCAUCACCUGGACUGAUAAGGCCAUUUAUUUCGUAAAGAAUGACAUGCAAGUGUUCUGA